AAAAGAAAGAUUAAUGUUCUUCAAUUCUUAGAGAGAAAGAGAGAGAUGUUGGAGGGAAAGGGUUUGAUAGAAGACACAGACAUGCCUGUUAAGAUGCAGAUUCAAGCCAUGGCUGCCGCUUCCCAAGCUUUAGAUCUCUACGAUGUUGUUCACUGCAAAUCCAUUGCUGCCCACAUCAAAAAGGAAUUCGACAAGAGAUAUGGAGGCGGUUGGCAAUGUGUGGUUGGAUCAAAUUUUGGUUGUUUCUUCACUCACACAAAAGGCACUUUUAUCUACUUCACAUUAGAGACACUCAACUUCCUCAUCUUCAAAGGUUCUUCUUCUCCUUGAAUUGGGUUUUUCUUCUACAACCCUAUUUUCUAUGU
Messenger RNA from Impatiens glandulifera, 365 nucleotides. Its product is annotated as dynein light chain 1, cytoplasmic. Gene Ontology annotation, molecular function: dynein light intermediate chain binding; dynein intermediate chain binding. The transcript has 2 exons. Bases 46 to 330 code for a protein of 94 amino acids. The record is from RefSeq and is a predicted model, not a curated record. Gene Ontology annotation, cellular component: dynein complex. Gene Ontology annotation, biological process: microtubule-based process. NCBI's taxonomy places the organism in Eukaryota, Viridiplantae, Streptophyta, Magnoliopsida, Ericales, Balsaminaceae.